Symbiodinium natans is the source of this 516-nucleotide messenger RNA. The record is from the annotation of a GenBank genome assembly. NCBI's taxonomy places the organism in Eukaryota, Dinophyceae, Suessiales, Symbiodiniaceae.
AUGUUGAGGCCGAAAUAUUUGCAGCGCUUGGAACCUGAGGGUCUUCGACGUCGCCUGCAGGCUUUGCAGGAUGGUCCAGAGCCAGUUCAGCUUGACGAUGAAGGAUUGUCUUUGACAAAGGAGGCGCUCCGGGCCUUCGCACACGGUGCCCUGGCCACCUGGGCUCAGGAGCUGCAGACGUUGGACCCGGAUGGCUCUCGAGGAUCGCCCUCCAGGUGCCUUGCACAGAUGGAAGACAAGCUCCAGAAGAUGCAAGAGAUUGUCUCAGCAAGUGCAGGUGAUGUCUGGGGGAGGAUCUAUUGCUGGCAGUCGCCGCAGGGCCCAGAGCGUCUGCGUGUGGCGGCGCUGCUGCUGGCCAAUUUCGAACAAGCCGUGCGUGACGGCAGGACCCUGGCAUGGCAAGAGCUUUCGAAGCUUCACCGAUCAGCGCGAUGGAAAGCCAUGCAAAGUCAUGCAGUCGAGGCAUCACCUGAACAUGCGCACAAAGCAUGCGCAGAAUCGAAAGAAAAUGAGUAA